AUGGAAACCGAAAGUGAAGGCCACCUCCCCUUCCUAGACAUAGAUAUUUACAGAAGACCCGACGGCUCCCUGGGCCAUAGAGUAUACCGCAAACCCACACACACAAACCUCUAUCUCAAUGCCAAGUCCCAUCAUCACCCUUCCAGUAAACAGGCAGCUCUGUCCACACUGGUACAUAGGGCCAGAGCUCUGUGCGAUCAAGAUAGUCUACGUGUGGAUUUGGAGUUCAGACGCAAUGACUAUAACGACCGGCAGAUCGACAGGGCCCUCAACCGCCAUCCCAACAACAAUAAACCUGGUGACCGCAUAGAAACUGUCGCCUUCUUGCCAUUAGUCGGGACUAUAUUCAACAAGAUCAGCAGAGUGCUGUCCCGACACAACAACGAAUCAGUUGGCCUGCCCCCAAACAAAAUAUCUAAUUUCCUCCGGCCUGUCAAGGAUCACCUGGGACUGAGGACACCGGGAAUUUACAGAUUUCGAUGA
Molecule: messenger RNA, 483 nt
Organism: Cryptotermes secundus
Lineage: Eukaryota; Metazoa; Arthropoda; Insecta; Blattodea; Kalotermitidae
Exons: 1
Coding region: 1-483 (160 amino acids)
Source: RefSeq, a predicted model, not a curated record